AUGACUUCAUUCCUCUCCCGCCUCUUCCGUCCUCUAUCCACAACCUCCGCACCCGCCUACACCGUCACUCCACGUAAAGACAUCAUCAUGCCCGACAACGCGCAAAAAGCUACAGUCGCUGCAGGCUGUUUCUGGGGCGUUGAGCAUUUAUAUCGCAAGCACUUCGGAGAUGGUAAAGGGUUGAUAGAUGCAAAGGUUGGGUAUGCGGGCGGUCAUGCUGAUUCGCCGACCUAUCGAGCUGUUUGUAGUGGGAAUACUGGCCACGCUGAAGCAUUACAAGUAACCUUCGACCCGUCGAUUGUCACCUACCGUCAACUCCUCGAAUUCUUCUAUCGCAUGCACGACCCCACGACGCAGGACAGGCAAGGUCCAGACGUAGGAACCCAAUACCGCAGCGCAAUCUUUACGCAUGACGAGGAACAAUCCAAGAUCGCCAAAGAAAUCACAGAUAAAGUGUCCAAGGAAUGGUUCAAGCAACCGGUUACCACGCAGAUUGUGCCGGCGGGCCAGUGGUGGGACGCGGAGGAGUAUCAUCAGCUUUAUUUGCAUAAUAAUCCGAGUGGUUAUGAGUGUCCUUCUCAUUUCUUGAGAAAUUUCCCGCCUCUGUCGGAUUGA
Messenger RNA from Talaromyces marneffei, 615 nucleotides. RefSeq lists its product as uncharacterized. The coding region runs from base 1 to 615 and encodes 204 amino acids. Gene Ontology annotation, molecular function: peptide-methionine (S)-S-oxide reductase activity. The record is from RefSeq and is a predicted model, not a curated record. The transcript has 3 exons. Lineage: Eukaryota; Fungi; Ascomycota; Eurotiomycetes; Eurotiales; Trichocomaceae.